AUGACGGAGCGUGUGGACUUCAACGCGUUUCUCGAGCAGCUGCCGGCAGCCCAGUUGGAGCGCCUCUAUGCAUCCCGCUGGACGUCGCAGGCGGUGCUGCGCUCGCUGCCGCCGCUGGCGAAACAGUACGUGAUCCGGCUGGUUCAGCUCUGUAGGAAGGCCGGGGGGGGCCGCGAGGACGUGUCCAUGGCCACCCUCACCGCGUGGAGGCCUUUCACCUCGGACCCCACCAUCGCCGACGCCGAGGCCACGAUCCGCGAGCACAAGCAGGCAAUCGAGCGCCUGCGCCGCCUCCAGAUCAUCACCGUGCAGUCGGAGCUGCAGCAGAAAGAGCACCAGAUCUCCGUCACGAUCAACGCGCGCCUGCUCGCCAACCUCCGCCUCGCGAUGCUGUCGGGAGCGGGCACCCAGGAGGCCCCCCCGCCCGCGCACGUCGCCGCCGCGGUGCCGUCGCGCGACCAGCUCGACCGGUUCGGCGAGCAGCAGUGGGAAGCCUUGCUCGGCUACCUCCUCCGCGAAGCGGACCCGCCGGCCCUCCCGGAACGCAUCCAGUCAGCCCUGGGGGAACCCCCCCUCGACAUCGAAGCGCUCCUCGACAGCGCUGGCCUGACGUCAGUCAUCACCGGCAGGUCGACGAUGCAGGCGCAGCAGGAGACGCGGUUCGAGUUCCUCCUCCGGCGCACGCACUCGCAGCUGUGGCAGGUCCUGCGCGCCCUCAUCGUCGACGCUGAGUCAAGGCUCGAGACUGACCAGCCCACCGUGGUCGGGAUGCUCCUGCAGCUCUCGUUCCGCUCCGUCGGGCUGCCGUACCGCGUCCCCGCGCGCGGCUCCCCCGAGCGCCGCAUUCUCUCGCACCUCGCGACCCUCGGCCUCGCGAUGCCGUUCCUGGCGCCGCCUGCACCCGACGGCGACCACGCAAUGGACGGCGGCGACGACGGCGACGCGAGCCUUUGGUUCUGCCCGACGCCGCUCGCGGCGGUGCUGUGCAGCUCGCCCGGCGGCGCCGCGGGCGUGGACGGCGGCGCGCACGACGGGUUCAUCAUCGUAGAGACCAACUUCAAGGUAUAUGCUUAUACCUCGUCGGACGUGCACGCGGCGGUGCUGCAGCAGGUCAUCACGCCGGACUGCCGCCUCCCGAACCUCCUCGUCGGCGCCAUCACGCACCAGUCCAUCCAGGGCGCGCUCAACGCGGGCAUGAGCGCCGAGGCCAUCAUCCGCUAUCUGGAGGAGCACGCGCACCCGAAGGCGCGGCGACGGGAGCACCCCGUCCCGAUGGCCGUCCAGCGGCAGAUCCAGCUGUGGCAGACGGACAUGCACCGCGUGCAGCACCACCAGGCGGUGGUGCUCAGCCACUUCGGGUCCCCGGACUUCUUCCGCGCGGCGUGGAAGUUCGCGCGGGAGCGGGGCAUGCUGCUGUACCCGCUGCCGCGCCCAAGGAAGCCGCAGGACGCCGAGGACGAGCCGCCGGAGGGGUGCGGAGAGGAGGGGGGGAGAGACACCCUCAUCUGCAGGGACGCCGGCCGCGAGGAAAUGAAGCAGUGGCUCAAAAACAACAAGGCGCGGUACAUCGCGGAAGCGCAGGCGCCGGCGGCCUCGGCCCCACCGGGCGGCGUGACGCGCUGA
This is a messenger RNA of Pedinophyceae sp. YPF-701, 1623 nucleotides long. The record is from the annotation of a GenBank genome assembly. Lineage: Eukaryota; Viridiplantae; Chlorophyta; Pedinophyceae.